Messenger RNA from Salvia hispanica, 880 nucleotides. RefSeq lists its product as uncharacterized. Gene Ontology annotation, molecular function: zinc ion binding. Lineage: Eukaryota; Viridiplantae; Streptophyta; Magnoliopsida; Lamiales; Lamiaceae. The record is from RefSeq and is a predicted model, not a curated record.
AUGGGUGUAUAAACUAAUGUCAACCAGCUCUUGGUUCGGAACCAACAGAAAUACAGUUGUCUAUAGCCAAUUAGAGAGAGAAGUCAACUUCCAACCCAAGGCGGAGAAGAAGUCAUUUCGAGAGCGACAGGCUAAGCAAAUCCUCUGUUUUUUUCAUACUUGUUUAUCAAUAGUGGAACUCCACCACCACCCCCUCACGCUUCUCCUUCCCAUUAGCCAAUAAAAGUAUGCCAUGUAAAUUGUAAGAGAAGGCUAAUGGAUCAAGAAUUGAGAGAUAGCAACAAAGACUCAUGUGACAGUCCAAGAAAGUUGGAAACUGUGAUUGCAAUAGGAGGCAGUAGUGAGUUAGAAGGUCGAAACAAGUCAUCAGUGGUGGAUUUGGAGAGGGGGGAGGCAUGUUCGUCUGGCUCGGUGGAUGAGAGGGUUUGUAGAGUAUGCCAUUUGAGUGCAAAGGAGAUUGGGAAGAGCGGGCUUGAGUUGAUCGAGCUUGGCUGCGGAUGUAAAGGCGAGCUUGGAUUUGCUCACUUGCAAUGCGCCAAGGCUUGGUUUAGCGUUAAGGGGAAGAGAUUGUGUGAAAUAUGUGGAGAGGCUGCAACGAAUAUAAGUGGUGUUGGCGACAGCGGUUUCAUGGAGGAGUGGAGCGAGGGGAGACGAGGAGGCGAUGAGGGCGACGUCAGCGUAUCGUAUGGAGGCGGACGAUGUUUGCAGGGGCAGCCACUUUGUAAUAUCUUGAUGGCUUGUCUAGUUUUAGCAUUCAUUCUCCCUUGGUUUUUUCCUGGGAAUUUGUUCUGAUUUUAUCUGCAUUGAAUUUGCCUGUUCCUGUAUAGUAAUCAAACAGUCAGCAGCUUCAAUUUGAUUCUUGAUAUUGUCUUCAAUUCAA